AUGGGGAACGGUGCCAUUGCUAGUAAGUUCAAGUUGACCAACAAGGUUCAGUUGAACCAGUCAAACAUUAGAACACCGAUUGUCCCUAAGAGAAGCCUUGAAGACGUCGAAACUACUACUACCGUUCCCGAAAGCACAACUGAAACUGACAUUAAAGAUGCCGAUUCCACUUCCGAAAACAGUGAAAGCUCUACAACUCAUCAUCCCAGCAACUGUAAUCGCUGCUACAGAUUAAAGAAAAAGUGCACGCGAACAUACCCCAAAUGCUCGCAUUGUGAGAGAACUGGUUCACAGUGUGAAUAUGUCGAUAGGAGCAAAAAGAGAAAGAAAUCGUCCGAGAUUUUAACACAGCUGAGCAAGGCAGAUGGCCAGCUCAUUCAUAUUGCGAGUGCUGAUUCGACGCAAGCUGGAGUCGUUGCUCAUAAAUUGAUCUCUGUGUCGUCAUUGCUUGUUCCAGAUCAAAGUGACGAUCAGAUCAAAAAUAGAGAAAAAUCAAAACAUAAAAGAGUAGCAACAGCUGCUUUAGCCUCAUCAGCUCGCCGUGCACAAGAUAAGGAUAGGGAACAUGUGGAUAAACUCAACUUCAAAACCACUCAACAUCCAACAGUUUCCAACAUCCAGGAGGAGUUCAUAACGAUGACAGAAAUUAAAGAGGAAAGAUUGCCAUUGGCUUUUGCCCUAAAUUAUUUCAAUAAUUUUGGUCACAAGUACCCCUUCAUCAAUAGAGAUGAAUUUUUAAGCAAGUUGGAGAAGAUUGAUUUCACAAGAGAUUCCAUCGUGAAUUUGGAUGUCUACUUGCUUUUGAGUAUUGGAUGCAUUUUAUAUGAUGCCAAGUGUCAAACUACACACUAUUCGAAGUACUUCAAAACGAAAAGUAUCUACAGUAUCAUUGAUGUUUUAGACUUGUCAUUUGCUACUUACAACGAGGAUAGUAUGCAUUUUUUGUUGCUAUUGUCGAUUUACGGUCUAACAUCUUUGAAUACCAAUUUGGUUUGGAAUUUGAUCAGCUUAUUAAAUAGAGCAAUCUCGAAGUUUGAUUUGUUCAAAAAACUCGACAACAUACUGAUUGAGCGAGUUUUUUGGUCUGUUCAUAAUUUGGACAAGGAGAUUAGUAUUGUUGCUAUCAAGCCCUCACUGUUCCCAAAGUAUACGUAUAUCACCAAGAAAGAUAUAAACACAGCCCUUUAUGAGGAAGAGAACUUGUCGCUUGUGAACCACUACAUUGCACUUGGCAAGAUACAGGAUUCCUUGGUCGAUGCUGUUUUAACACAUUCAAGUGAAGAUCUUGCUCAAAUAUCUCGCGAUAUAGGGUCUUGGGUGUCGAGCUUUACCAAAGACAUCAGCUUGAAAUAUGUUUCUCAGCCAGAUUUGCAGGAAUUCAUUCCAUGGGCACAUAUUCAGAGCUAUUUUUUACAAACUGUUAUGGAUCAGGUAUCUCCAACAAAGAGUUUACAAUUCCCGUCCAAUUUCAUUUUCCAUUCCUUCACAUCAUUGAUUUCUGCGUCUGAUAAGUCGCUAGCGGCAAAUAAUAAGCACAAUAUCAAAGUAGCGAUAGUGGCUUCUGGCAUCUGGUAUGCUCAGCUUUUUGACGUUAUAAAGUGCAGCACCGACUCGUUAACGCAUUUUUUGGCAUUGGAUGAUUCAGAAAAAUGUUCUAGAGUAAGAGAAUUUAAUGAGAUUUUACAGCAGGAUUUGAAUUUAUUAAAGUAUAUACGGGGCUACCAAUCUUUGCUUAGCAUUGAGGGGUACCAAAUUUUGUCUAAUAGGAUUAAUGAGACGAUUGAGAAGUUGGAACACUUGAGUAUGGUGUUGCUAGGGUUUGAUGAAGACGCUGAUAUUUCAGGAGUAUUGAGCAUCCUUGAGGAUGUAAGGCAAAAGGUACAACUUUCUUUCUAA
Molecule: messenger RNA, 1896 nt
Organism: Lodderomyces margitis
Lineage: Eukaryota; Fungi; Ascomycota; Pichiomycetes; Serinales; Debaryomycetaceae
Exons: 1
Coding region: 1-1896 (631 amino acids)
Biological process (GO): regulation of DNA-templated transcription
Cellular component (GO): nucleus
Molecular function (GO): DNA-binding transcription factor activity, RNA polymerase II-specific; zinc ion binding
Source: RefSeq, a predicted model, not a curated record